CAUAAGUCCUGCUCUUUUUCCAUUUAAUAUUCCUCGUUCGCUAAGUCAAUCGCUUGGUCAAACGCUUCUUGUCUUGUAACGAUGUCCAUACCCGUACAUGCAUAGUGUCUUAAUGUUUAAAUCAAAAUGAAGAGACCUUGGAAUUAUUUUAUACCGGUAUGGGUUGCGGUGGCACAUUUCGCUGCCAAUUCCGCCGGGGAAGGAUUCAAUUCGAGUUCGUCCGAGCCUACUUCAGCAGAGCUCUUGAAUGGCGAAAACCACCCGCCUUUUCCCCCGCCCUUUCACCCGCCCUUUCCCCCGCCUAAAGACUGCAAACACUGUCCUAUCAAAUCCACUGAGACCUGUACUGUUACGGAGAAACUUCCCGGAAAGACUGUGACUACAACCUGUACUGUCACGGAGACACGUCCUGGAACGACCACUACAUUGACCGACCGGACAACGACAACACUGACUCUACCGGGUUCGAACGACACCGUCACCAGAAGUACGACGAUUACUCUGCCGGGUUCGAACAUUGCUAUCACUCAGACUGUCACUGAAACCAAGAGCACCACCGAGACCAAGAACAUCACCCAGACCACCACCGAGACCGGGAAGACCACCAUCACACUACCUGGAGAGAAAACCACUACUACUAUCACGACAACCUCCACUGUUCCCGGCUCCAAUUCUACAAGCACCACCACGUCUUUCAUUCCGACAACUAGUACGAGAAGCCUGUCAUUCACCACCACUGAAAUCUCCACUGUUCCUGGCCGUAAUUUCACAACGACGAUCACGUCUUUUAUUUCGACGACUAGCACGACUAGCUUGUCCGUUACCGUUACUGAAACAUCAACUACCACUGCUGCCGGGUCCACUACUACUGCUGCCGGGUCUACGGCGACCGUCACGACCAGUUUAUCCGUUACCGUCACAGAUACGUCAACUACCACUGCUGCCGGGUCCACGGCGACAGUGACCUCAACAUCGUUGGUGCCAGGAGCUAGCUUGACAACCACAAUCACAAAUACCAAUACGGAGACAAUCACCUUGACCGAUAGUGCAUCGGCCACUCGCACAAUCACCUUGACCGAUAGUGCAUCAGCGACGCGCACAAUCACCUUGACCGAUAGUGCAUCAGCGACGCGCACAAUCACCUUGACCGAUAGUGCAUCAGCGACGCGCACAAUCACCUUGACCGAUAGUGCAUCAGCGACGCGCACAAUCACCUUGACCGAUAGUGCAUCGGCCACGCGCACGAUCACCUUGACGAGUAGUGCACCGGCCACGACGACAAGCACGAUCACCGUUACGACAACGCUAAGUGAGUCAUCUAGUGCGGGUGUGUCUUCAACUCCUGUUGCACCUUCGUCCUCCCCUUUGCCUUCGGGCUCCAGCUCCAACAGCUCAGGAGGUAUGAUCCCCCGGGGACAUGGAACCCUAGUUCAGUUGUCAUUCCCUAUCUUUUGUCACCGCAUCGCUGGCUUACCCUUGUUUUUUUCUUUCUCAUCUUCCCUUUUUGUACCCAUCUCAAAAUCCCGUUGGAGACCUCUUCGGUGAAUGUCUUUGGUGGCCUUGCUUCAACCCACAAUUCCGGCUCACAAACUCGAUUUUUCAAGUAAUCCUAAGUGCGCACUCUGACGGUUUUAAUACAGGCACCCCUACAUCGACUCCUACCUUGGCUCCUACACUUACUCCUUCAUCGUCGAGUGGGACAUGUGCGAGCGAUUGCCAAGUGGGCGUGACCGCCACCGUUCUCACAUACCCCACCGCGGUUGUUCAAACCACGGCCACGGUCCCAACGGCAGCGA
Molecule: messenger RNA, 1796 nt
Organism: Eremomyces bilateralis CBS 781.70
Lineage: Eukaryota; Fungi; Ascomycota; Dothideomycetes; Eremomycetales; Eremomycetaceae
Exons: 3
Coding region: 127-1545 (472 amino acids)
Source: RefSeq, a predicted model, not a curated record